Messenger RNA from Micropterus dolomieu (smallmouth bass), 5891 nucleotides. It is a transcript of the gene slc4a3, whose product is annotated as solute carrier family 4 member 3. Gene Ontology annotation, molecular function: monoatomic anion transmembrane transporter activity; solute:inorganic anion antiporter activity. Lineage: Eukaryota; Metazoa; Chordata; Actinopteri; Centrarchiformes; Centrarchidae. Gene Ontology annotation, biological process: regulation of intracellular pH; monoatomic anion transport; bicarbonate transport. The record is from RefSeq and is a predicted model, not a curated record. Gene Ontology annotation, cellular component: plasma membrane. Bases 497 to 4210 code for a protein of 1237 amino acids. The transcript has 23 exons.
CGCAGAUCCAGCAGGCUGCGUGGCGUGUCUUCACUUGAUUACGGUAUGGACCAGUACUGCUGCUGCAGCCGUGUUUAGUCGCAGCAACUCUUGCUUCUAGUUUUUUCUACCGCUGGACUGCUCUCCGAAAUCUCAGGUUAUGCCACCCAAAAGGCUUCCUGGAUCCCCAACCGUGAAAGAGAAAGGCUGAUCCCCGUCCUUCCCCAGGUUCCUGCUGCUCUGCACGCCAUCUUUCCCCCCUUCCCUCUCCUGCUUAUUCCCCUCUCCCACCUGCACUAACCCCACCCGAGUCCCACAGCUGGCCCUGCCACCCCAGUUAUCCUUCACCUCUAGGACUGUUCGCCCAGUCUCAUCUACCCCCCAGAAAUCCUUCCCCACAGCAACUCCAUACCCACCUCCCUCUUAGUGUUAUUCCAGCCAGACUAGCCGUCUUUUCUGCAGGUCCCUGUCCUCGUCAUAGAUCUAUUCUUCACCUGCUGGCUGCACGCCAGGCCCCAUGGCUACAGGAGGUCAUGCCCCAGAGAUAGAUGUGUUGAUCAACCCACCACAACUGAAGGUGGAGGAGGAAGAUGAGGAGGGCUCAGCGGAGGAACAAGAAGAAGAAGAGGAGGAGGAGGAGAACUGGGACAAAGUGCUGUCUGUGGAGCGCUUCGGAGACAUCAUCAGUGACUCUGCUUCCACCAGUGGAGACAGGAUGGGCCGACACUACACUGAGAAAGACUUUGAAUAUCACAGACACACAUUUCACCAUACACACCACCCCUUAUCCACUCACCUGCCCGUGCCCCAGCGUUUACGCAAGAGGGUGCACAGCACGGACAGAAGGCGGAAAAAGAAACGGAAGAAAAAAAAGACGUCUCUGGCCCCCUCCAAUGUUACACCGACCAUCCACGAGGUAGACGAGGAAGAAGCGGAGUCUGAGACCGACGGACAGGGGGUGGCUGCCACACCCACAGAGCUACUUGAUGUCCAGCCACAGUUUAGUUUGGGGAGCCAAGAGGACUUGGAGGAACCCCUUCCACUUACUACCUUUCACAUGGAAAACGAACAACAUCAAUUGUCAACGAAAGCCACAUCCAUUCUGACAAAGGGGGAGGCUCGUAAUGGGGAAAUUGCUGUUUUUGGACAGAACGAGGAUGGAGAGGAAGCCGCUUGCAGCAGUGUUCCAGGAUCAGAUCCCUCAAGUUCAACCAUGACCCGCGGCUGGUUCUGUAGGAAGCCCGUCCACCAUCGCCUGGCGGGCGCCCAGCGGAGCAACUAUGACCUGCGGGAGCGGAUCUGCAUAGGCAGCAUGACUGCUCUGGAGACAGCCAUCUACCAGCAGGUGCCCACUGAUGAGGCUGAGGCCCAGAUGUUGGCCAGUGCCGAUCUGGAUGACAUGAAAAGUCACAGAUUUGAGGACAACCCCGGGGUGAGACGUCACCUGGUGAAGAAGUCAUCACGAUGUCUGGUGAACCGGGCCAACAGUUCCACACCGCUAUGCAGUCUGAAGAAGAAGAAGAGAGCAGCAGAUAAGAAAAUUCAUGAGUUGUUUGUGGAGCUGAACGAGCUGAUUGUGGAGAAAGACCAUGAAAUGCAAUGGAAGGAGCGGGCCCGCUGGAUCAAGUUUGAAGAGGAUGUGGAGGAGGAGACAGAACGCUGGGGCAAACCUCAUGUGGCCUCACUCUCCUUCCGCAGCCUGCUGGAACUUCGCCGCACCAUCACGCACGGCGCCGUCCUUCUGGACCUCGAGCAGAAGACACUGCCCGGCAUCAUCCAUCUGGUGGUGGAGACGAUGAUCAUCUCUGAUCAGAUCCGAGCUGAGGACAGACCCAGUGUCCUUCGGGCACUGCUUCUCAAACACUGCCAUCCGAAUGAUAUGAAACAACGUUUUCACCGCCACCACUCAUCCAGCAGUCUUCAUAGCAGCAUCAAUCACAACCACGUCCAGGAACCCACUCUGCCACUAAUGGUGACUGAAGGGCAAGAGGACGAGAACAAGGGGCCAGUAUACGACCCAAAACAAGAUGUGUUUGUCAGCCUGUUUAAAUCUCUCCACCCUGUGCAUCCUGAGAGCUUUCCAGCCGCCGCCAGAUCGAUGAAACUCCUCGCCAAGAUUCCCAAAGAUGCCGAGGCUGUCAUCGUUUUAGUUGGCUGUGUCGAUUUUCUGGAACAGCCAGCCAUGGCCUUCGUCAGGUUGAAUGAGGCAGUCCUCCUGGAGUCGGUGCUGGAGGUCCCCGUCCCUGUUCGCUUCAUUUUCAUCCUGCUUGGUCCCAUUCAGUCCAACGUGGACUAUCAUGAGAUCGGACGCUCCUUCGCCACUCUAAUGUCUGACAAGAGUUUCCACGAGGUGGCCUAUUUUGCUGACGACAGACAGGACCUCCUGAAUGGUAUCAAUGAAUUCUUGGACUGCAGCAUCGUCAUUCCACCCUCCGAUGUGGAGGGCAAAGACCUCCUGAAGACGGUGGCUGACUUCCAGAAGCAGAUGAUGCGCAAGAGGAAGGAAAGAGAACUCAAGAGGCAGCAGUCCUCUGCUGGAUUGGAGCAGAACAACAAAGAGGUGAGUCCAGAGGAGGAGGAGGAGGGAGACCAGGAGGUGGACCCAUUAAAGCGCUCAGGGAUCCCUUUUGGAGGCCUGAUCCACGACAUCCGCCGCCGCUACCCACACUACAUCAGCGACUUAAAGGAUGCUGUGGACACGCAGUGCAUCGCUGCCGUCAUCUUCAUCUAUUUUGCUGCACUGUCGCCCACUAUUACCUUCGGAGGCCUGCUGGGAGAAAAAACAGAGGGCAUGAUGGGAGUGACGGAGCUAAUUGUGUCAACUGCAACUCUUGGAAUUAUAUUCUCGCUGCUUGCUGGCCAGCCCCUUCUCAUCAUAGGCUUCUCAGGACCCUUACUGGUGUUUGAAGAGGCCUACUACAAGUUCUGUCAGGCCCAUAACUACGAGUACCUGACUGGUCGAGUGUGGAUUGGUUUCUGGCUCGUCUUCAUUGUGCUGGUGAUUGUGGCAGCGGAGGGCAGCUUUCUUGUUCGCUACAUCUCACCCUUUACCCAGGAGAUUUUUGCUUUCCUCAUCUCCCUUAUCUUCAUCUAUGAGACUUUCUCUAAGCUCAUCAAGGUUUUUAAGGAACAUCCACUGAUGGCAGUGUAUCCCAGUUCCCCAGCUACUGAUUAUGUGAAUGACCACAUCCUCAACCAGCCCAACACUGCUCUCCUGUCUCUAGUCCUCAUGAUAGGCACUUUCUUUGUUGCUUUCUUCCUCAGGAAAUUCCGAAACAGUCGGUUUUUAGGUGGCAAGGUCAGAAGAAUCAUUGGUGACUUCGGCAUCCCCAUCUCGAUUUUACUUUCGGUAUUGGUGGAUAUCGCCAUCCCUGACACUUACACACAGAAACUCAAUGUGCCGUCGGGUUUCUCAGUCACCGCCCCUGACAAAAGAGGCUGGUUCAUCAGUCCCUUUGGCGAUAAGAAGCCUUUUCCCACCUGGAUGAUGGGAGCAUCUAUUGUACCUGCCCUUCUCGUCUUCAUCCUCAUUUUCAUGGAAACUCAGAUCACUUCAUUAAUAGUCAGUAAGAAGGAGCGUCGCCUGGUUAAAGGGUCAGGCUUCCACCUGGAUCUUCUGCUCAUCGUCAUUCUCGGUGCCAUCUGUCCUCUUUUCGGCCUGCCGUGGCUCACUGCAGCGACUGUGCGCUCCGUCACUCAUGUCAACGCCCUCACCGUCAUGAGCAAAGCCACGGCGCCUGGCGAAAAGCCCAUGAUCCAGGAGGUGAAAGAACAGAGGUUGACCGGGCUUCUGGUGGCUGUUCUUGUUGGUAUGUCCAUAGUGAUGACAGACGUGCUCCGCCACAUCCCUCUGGCGGUGCUGUUUGGCAUCUUCCUGUACAUGGGGGUCACCUCUCUGACAGGCAUCCAACUGUAUGAACGCAUCACGCUUAUGGUCACGCCCGCCAAGCAUCACCCUGACCACAUCUACGUCACCAAGGUGAAGACAUGGCGUAUGAACUUGUUCACCAUCACGCAGCUGGCGUGCAUCGUGGCUCUGUGGGUAGUGAAGUCUACCGUGGCCUCCCUGGCGUUCCCCUUCGUCCUCAUCAUGACGGUGCCGCUGCGACGCCUCAUCCUCUCCAGGAUUUUUGAGGAACGUGAGCUCCAGGCGCUGGAUUGCGACGAGGAUUCUCCCAACUUUGAUGAAGAUGGACGAGAUGAGUACAACGAGAUCCACAUGCUUGUAUAAAUUUAAAUAUGGUCCCGGCCAAUAUGACCUCCUCCGUCCUCCAGCUUUGACCAAUCAGAGCAAGCCUCUUUGGAAACCUCAGUGUCUCUGGGUGACGGAGACAAAGCGAGCGGAGCUAUCGCAGUGGUGUGUAAUUGUAAUUGUGUAAAAUAUUCAAAGGCUAUAGCUGGAUAAUCACCUCUUACCUUUGUUUAUUCCAGUUUUUUUAAAAGAACACACCUAAUGUUAGAUCUCUGUGUUGGUGGUGGUGUUGUGUUAAACUCCCUGAAGAAGUUAUUCUGUGAGACGCCAGAAAAUAGCACCCUACCUGAAGUGGUCGGAAAAAAACACAACUUACAUGAACACUUUAUCCAACUUUUUAUCCUAUAUAUCCCUUUAAUUCCUCUGCAGGUUCUGGGCAUAAGUGCAAUGACCUCUAGGAGUACAGCGGGCUAGCUGAUUCAGACUUAUUUUUGUCCUGAAUGUGGGAAAUAGGGUCAAUCUGCUUUCAUUUCUUUUCAUUCGGGAAGUGGAUUUCAUCAAAAUUCAGAAUUAUCCAAGUGAAUUCCCCUGCCUUUGAAGUUUAGCCGCCGUUUUCCUUAAUCCUCCUGCCAUUGCCUGUAGGUUGCAAUGAUGUGCAAACAAGGAGUUAAGUAGUCCUUUUCCUUUCUGUACAGACUUUUGAGUAAUGAGCACUUUGACUGGGCAAAAGUUCACUUUUGUCGCUGCCAACCGAGCUCCCUGGCACAAAGCCUCCUGUCUAAAUGUAGUUUCCCCUUGAAGCCAAACUCUCCACAGAGACUGUGCAAGCCUCUUCAAGGGGUGUUACUGUACUUUGUUAGGUGUUUAGUGCCCAACAUACCAGUCCUCUGACCCCUUUAGUGUGACCUUGGAUGUAAAAGUAAAUAGCUAACAUGGUCUCGACCUUAUUUUUCUACUUUGUUGUAUCUAUUUAUUUUGUGACCUUUGGACUUAAUGCCAUGCCAGAUUCUCAGUGAUGUUUAGACUCCGAAUAGCUUAAACUGCUAUAAACUAAAAAGAAAAUUGUGUAGGGUGACAGAAAAUAUGUCAUUAUUCGUCUGUUCUUUCAUCUUCUCUUCAAUAUUUCCACAGUGCGGUGCAUUUUUCACAGAUGUCAUGAAUAAUAUAAUAACACACUUGACUGGAAAAGCAUAGAAACUGAGCAAACACACUGAAACACUGACAUUGGGGAACAGUUGAGUGUUGGCAGGAUGUAUGAAUGAUGCAUUGUACAGCAAGACUGUGAGUUUGGAAUUAUAAUGUACCAUCUGUGUUCAGAGUUGUUUUGAAAUACCCAGAGAUUUAGUUUUCACCUCCUGUAUUGCGAGCCAACUAUAGAAUUUUAAUUACUAUUCAGCCGUGACGCCAUUUUCAGAAACCUCUUACUUCUGCCACACAGAAACACCAGUUGAAAAUUGACACACAAUUUCACAGGAGACUUGAUUAUUAAGUAACAAGAGAAGAAGAGGAAGACGUUCAUGUGAUUUUACUGAAAGGCCAGUGUGUCAGACCAGUAGUUCUCAAUGUGGGGUCCGGAGACCCCCAGGGGUCCUUGGGAGGGUUACAGGGGGGCCCCAGAAAAAAGUCCAUCUAUAACUAACACAAGGACAGACUGUAGGACUGCUUUGGUCAUGGGUUUCAUUCACGUUCUGUAAUACAACAUUUAAAAGCCAAAAUCCUU